This is a messenger RNA of Drosophila navojoa, 1822 nucleotides long. RefSeq lists its product as uncharacterized. The record is from RefSeq and is a predicted model, not a curated record. Gene Ontology annotation, biological process: glycolytic process. Gene Ontology annotation, molecular function: potassium ion binding; magnesium ion binding; pyruvate kinase activity. Lineage: Eukaryota; Metazoa; Arthropoda; Insecta; Diptera; Drosophilidae.
AGCAUUUAGUUAAAAAUUAAAAUUGACUGCACGCCAUGGCUGCGACGACUGGUGAUGUUGACAAUAUGAGCCUGACAGAGCAGGGAGAACAGGAACAGGCCGAGGGUGAGGCGGAACCCGAAAAGUUCACGGUACGACUAAAUGGACAAAAGGAUUUGGAACAAAGACUCCGCGAAUUCAAGGCUGCCUGCGAUGCCCACGAGAAACAUGCACGAAAGCGCAAAAGGCGUCGCUAUUAUCACAUGGGUCUGAUGGCCAAGGUCGUCAUGGAGACGACUCACGAGGAACUGCGUCGCAUGCUCGAGCAUGGCACCUAUACAUUUCACGUAGAUAUGGUUGCCUUCAAGCCGGACGAACUAGCCGCCAUACUGGAGACCCUAAACAUAGCCAUAUCCGCACAUGCGGAUGAGAGGGAACUGCGCACUGCGACGGGUCUGGCUGUUGAGAUAAAUGGUGAUUGCUGUCGCAUUGGUCGGUUGCGCAACAACUGCACCACAAUGCUGGCACGCGGCUCAGUGGUGACGCUAACAACAGAUCCAGCUUAUCGUUAUGCCGGCUUCCGAGAGAUUGUCUACGUAAUCAAUUUACGCGCCUAUCUCAGCUCAAUAAGGCUAAAUGAUGUGCUGCUAAUUGGACGCGAGGUUCGUUGUCGUGUGGUCAAAACAUUGAACGAAGCGCUGGCCGUGUUGAUCAUCGAUGCAGGUCUCUUAUCCUCGUAUGACUUUAUUGAGCUACCUCGCCAAUGCCAUUCCCUGGCGCCCAGCGUAUAUCCAGAACUCUAUCUGGCCGAUCUGCAAGCGGCCGCAGCGCUCAAAGCCAGUUUUGUGGUGUUGCCCAAGAUUCGAUGUAAAUCGUUCCUUCGCGCAGUUCGAGCAGCAAUUAUGACCGAGUUCGAUAUGCGACUGAUUGGCUGCAUUGACUUUGAGUAUGUACGGAAUAACAUGCUCGAUUUAUUAGGCAUCAUCAAGCUACUGGACUAUAUUUGGAUACCGGACAUGUUUAGUGUAAACUGCUGUGUGUACAACUAUAUCAUGGAGGAUGCGCUGCCCAUUGCGCAAUGCCAGAAGAAACCGGUCAUUGGCACAGUGCCGUUGGAGCGUUGCAACGACUUUAAACGGUUUGAGCUGCACGAGUUUCUCUGGAAAAUUGAUACGAUACAUAUGCAGAAGAGUCCGUGGUGCAACAAGUAUCCACUGAUUGUUAAGAAACUGAUGCCCAUACGGGAUUACCGUGUGGGUGUGGUACAAACACAGCAACAGGUGAAGAGCAUAUUGACCUCCUAUCAGACAAUUGUUAACUUCAUCAUACGUACGAUUGCCACCAUCGAGUGUCAAGCGAUAUUUGUGUAUACCAAGUGCGAGAACGCGAGUGUUGCGCUUGCGCGCUCAGAAAUCUAUUGUCCAGUGUAUAUGAUGAUGCCACUAAAUGAUGACGAUGAUGAAUUCGCCAUCAAAUGUAAAUUCGACUUGGCCCGCGCAUUACAUCUGCGUCGAAACACGCAUCCUAUUGUCUAUACACCCGAUCUGAACGAAUGCAACUAUAGCCCCAUUGAGUUUGGCGUUGAUUUCAUGCGGCGCAAGGGCUGCCUGGAGGUUGGCGACUUUGUGGUCACCUUGGAAGUGGGCAAGGAGGAUGAGGAAAACGUUGUGCUAGGUGUCGGCGAGGAUGUGUGCAUACUGCGCGCUUUCUACGUGGCCCCAGUAUUCAACUGCGAGAAAUUCAAAUAUGGCACAUAAGAGCUGCGAGUAGAUUUAAUCAUGACGUGCAGUUGUACAGAUACCUCUUCUGAUGAUCAUUCAAAAUUAAAUGUAUGUUAUCUAGC